Messenger RNA from Aedes aegypti (yellow fever mosquito), 993 nucleotides. RefSeq names its product serine/threonine-protein phosphatase 6 regulatory ankyrin repeat subunit A-like. Gene Ontology annotation, molecular function: protein binding. NCBI's taxonomy places the organism in Eukaryota, Metazoa, Arthropoda, Insecta, Diptera, Culicidae. The record is from RefSeq and is a predicted model, not a curated record. Bases 1 to 993 code for a protein of 330 amino acids. The transcript has a single exon.
AUGUUCAACCUCAUCAUCGAAAAACAUCCCAACGGAUCAUCUUUGGUGCACCGAACUAACUCUUUCGGUAACACAGUCCUGCAUAAGGUUUGCUCUCUUCGACUGAUCCAAGACCAUAAAUGUUCUCUGAUGGAAAGAAUUAUCGAGUGUGGUGCAGAUGUUAAUCAACUAACGAAACAAGGAGAAACCGCUCUCUUCUAUUCUAUAAGCGACGCUGAAUUAAAUGUUCUCCGCAAGUAUAACAUCGAUCUAAAAGUUGUUAACAACUCUGGCGACAAUGCUCUGAAUUACCAUCUGCGAUUCAACGCGAACAUGGCCAAAGCGCUCUUCCCGUUGAUGUCCAGGCUGCCUUCCUUCAAAGACCACGCCCACAAAUACUUACAAAGAUUUUUGACAUACAAUCAAGGAACAUUCAGUUACUAUUAUCAGUCAUUCCUGGAGGAGAACCCAGAGAUCACCAAAGCUAUGUUUGAUUCCCUUUACGAGCAUUCCAUAGAAGACGCUUCUCAAAUGUUUUGCAACGCCUGUAACUUUGGCCACGUGUUUAUUGUAGAAAAAUUCUUUGAAUUCGAUUACGAUUUGGACUACAACUUCAAAAACGAAAACGAGAGCACGCCAAUAAUAGGGCUAUGCGGCUUCACAGACCAAUCCAAUAUUCACCUGAUGCAGCAAUUACUCAAGAAAGAAGUAAACCUAGAACAUCGUAAUAAAUCGGGUAGAACUGCUUUAUUGGCACUGGCUUAUGGAUUUCGGGAGGGGAAUUGUCACAAUAGUUCAUCGGUUCAACUUUUGUUGGAUCACGGAGCAAAGGUCGAUAGCACUGACGACAAAGGAAACACGGCUCUACAUUACGCCUUCAAGAUGGAAGAAUGGGGACUGAUGGAAACGUUGCUAGCCAACGGAGCGGAUUGCUUGAUAAAAAACAAAGAUGGAAAGAUUCCUCUGGAAAUGGCCUCUGAUAGGAACCGAGAGAUAUUCAAAUUCAUGCAAUGA